Pelodiscus sinensis (Chinese soft-shelled turtle) is the source of this 3544-nucleotide messenger RNA. NCBI's taxonomy places the organism in Eukaryota, Metazoa, Chordata, Testudines, Trionychidae. The record is from RefSeq and is a predicted model, not a curated record.
AUUUCCUUUAAUAUGUUCUAUGAGCUGUGUCAUGUCUAAUCCUGUUUAUCUUUUGAAAGAACGCAACAGGUGUGGGGUUUGCAGGGAGACCAUGUUUUAAAUGCGGGGAAAGAACUUUAAAGUAGCAGAUAAAUACGUGAGACAAACCAAUAUACUAUUAAUUUAGGGUCAUAUCCUUCUCUUGGCUACACCAAGGUAGUUCUGGAUUAAUUCUGCUGGCUCUUUUAGAUCUGAUUUAUGCUGGGAUAGCUGAAUUCAGAAUUAGACCCUUACUAGAGGUUAUACCAGAACAAUACAUGUCUCAGUAUCUUGCAGAAAUUGAAUCAAAUUCACAUCUGUAUCUAGAGAAGAGGGAAGUCAAGGACACGCAUGCAUGUUUUAUACUCCAUUCCUCUUUUUUCCUCUGUAUCCCUUUCCCAAUUGUCUCUCUGUCUCCUCUUUCUUUUCCAUAUUUCCCUUGCUCUCAAGCACUUUCAUUAUUUGUCCACAGAGGAAUGGGAGCAAGAAAUACUUUUGAUACAUAGUGUAUACGUAUGUUGUAGACCGAGAGUUAAUUUUUCUCCCUAUAGGCCAAAUUCUUCCCAGUAAUGCAGAAAGUAGAAGGCAGCCCUGCAUAUCAGCCCUGUAAAGUCACACCCGUGUAAUGGGGGAGAGAAUUUGUUCCUGUGCAUUUUACCUGCAUGCAUUUAUGUAUAUCCAUUAUAUGUUUGAGAGAGUUUCUCUGUCUGUUUGCUCUAAAUAGUAAGAACGAGGAACACCAAAUUCUCAAUGCAGCUUCAUUGUAUCCUAAUUUGAAACGUCAGGCUUUGGUUGUGCCAGGAAAAUGGGAUGUGUCUGGAAUGAGAUUGCUUCUCAUAAAACCAUGCAAAAAAGAGACAGAAUCCCCAGGCAGGUGCAAGGAGCUGUCUAGGGGUCCGUCCUCCCCCCGGUCCGGGACUGCCCUAGCCUUGACCUCCCCCCCAGGUGUACUUUAGGGAUGGCUCGGGGAGCUGAAGCUUCCCCUCCCAUUCGUACAGGAACAUUGCUGGCUGUUCCCCUUCAUUUUAUUUUCCAAAAAAACCAAAAAUUGAGUUAAGGACCGAAGCAAUGCUGGGUUCUACUAAUUUAUAUAGGGCUCAGUCAUGACCCACAAAAGACCAUGGAAGUUCAGUCAGUACAGGAUGGGGCCCAUACUUUGUGGUCUAUUUGGGGACUAUGGAAGAUUAUCAAUAAGCACAUGAUAGAAAAUACUGCACUGGCUUUCUAUCAGAUGUAAAAAACACUUUUAUUUUGCUCUCCCCGUUGUCUGAGUUGAUCUGUAUUUUUCAUGGAAAAUCUAACACGCACAAAAAUCCCAGGCUCUUAGCUAGAUGUGCAGCCUUCCCUGCAUUCAGCAUGUAGCAGAAACUCACCGUUUGGGAGUGUAACGGUAUGGCAGCACGAAUCUAAAACUCCAACUUGAUUGUGCAAUUCAUUAUGUCACACCGAUGAAGUCAUUGGAGCUGCUUCCAUUAGGACUGCUUGCAUGAGCGAGAGUUUCUAGAGUCUGCUAAGUCUCCCUUUCUUUCCUCUUCAGAUUACAGUUUUCAGUUUUCUUCAGGGAAAGUCAGUAGCCAGUAUGUUUUCCUGAAGCUGGGUUCAUUCCAGAGAAAAGCAUUUUAUGAAAGAGAACGAUUUAUGUUUAAGAAUUAGCCUCUGACACUGAAAAAUGUUUCCAUCUCCUGAUUCUUGAUAAUUUAUGUGAACUAAAUAUGCAUGAUCCAGUAUCUUUUGUAAGACUGAAUUUCUCUCUCUCUCUCUCUCUCUCUCUCUCUCUCUCAUAUCAUAUCCUCCUUUUGAAUGCUUAAAUUGCUACAGAGAAUGACAUGGCGGUUGGUUGCCUUGGAAUUUCCCUCAGGGAUUGUUCCUUGAAAUCAGAUACUUUUGUCAGGGACUUUAACCUGGACGGCCUCCGUUCGUUGUCUGACCGCAAAGAGACAGGCAACACCAGCAAGAUCCAAUCACAAGCUCUUUAUUGAAUAGUGCGCACUACAAUAGAGAGCGGCCCGUCUCCCAAGGGAACCAGCCCUGAUUUCAGUAACAAGGAAAAGAAGAUGGGUCAAAAGCUAUUUAAGAAAGCAUUUUCAUAUCCUGGGCUGCACCGUGGUGCUGUCUUUUAGCCUUGGCUACUUUUGAUCUCCAUGUUUGACAUGACAUUUGGAUUUAAUGUGCAGGAGUAUGUCAAAUGAUACCUGCCAGGACACACCAUCCAAGAUCAUUGAAGCACUGAGAAAGAUUUACUCAAGGCCACAGAUUCUAAAGCCACUGAGACCAGACGUCCUUGUGAUGACUCCAUGGUUUGUGCCAAUAGUUUGGGAAGGGACCUAUAACCUCGAAAUCCUGAAUGAGCAGUUCCAACAAAGGAAUAUCACUGUAGGACUGACAGUGUUUGCGAUCAAAAAGUAUGUCGUGUUCCUCAAGACAUUUUUAGAAACUGCAGAGAUGUACUUUAUGGUUGGACAUAAGGUAAACUAUUACAUUUUCACAGACAGACCACAAGAAGUUCCUAAAGUUGAGCUCAAAGAAGGAAGGAACGUAGUAGUUCUGCAAGUCCAAAACUACUCGAGGUGGCAAGAAAUCUCUAUGCGACGCAUGGAAAUGAUCAACCACUUCUCUCAGAAGCAGUUUAUUAAUGAGGUCGACUACCUUGUGUGUGUUGACGUAGACAUGAGGUUUAAUGACUUAGUUGGAGUAGAAAUCCUGAGCAACUUGUUUGGCACACUACACCCAGGAUUCUACGGUUCAGAGCGUCGGUCUUUCACCUAUGAACGUCGACCUGCUUCUCAAGCUUAUGUGCCCCAUGAUGAGGGUGACUUUUACUAUGCUGCAGCAUUUUUUGGAGGAACAGUAAAGGAGGUUUACAAGCUGACCAAGAAAUGCCAUGAAGCCAUCAUGGUGGACAAAGACAAUGGAAUUGAGGCAAUAUGGCAAGAAGAGAGUCACUUAAACAAGUAUUUUGUUUACCACAAACCAACUAAAAUACUUUCCCCAGAAUACCUGUGGGAUGACAGUCUAGGUAGGCCACAGAUCCUUAGGAAAAGAAGGUUUCUUGCUGUACCAAAGGACCAUGAUGCAAUCAAAAAUAAAUGAAGUUUGUGACAGCCCCUCUCCCCCAUGUUUAUGAAGUUGAUUUAUGGAUACAAAUAUGUGUAGCUCGAAAGUGCUUUGGACAAAAUACCACGUGUAACCUAUCAAUUUUAAGGUCACAAUCUGCUGGAUCUGACCUUUAUCUUAUUUUCGUGCAUGUAUCAUUCUUGUAUGUAAAGUUAGAAAUGUGGAGUAUGGAAAGGCUUAUGGUAGAGGUCAGCAACCUAUGGCUUGCGAGCCAAAUAUGGCACACUAGGGAGCCAGAUAUGAGUCUUUUGAAACUCAAGCCCACCCCCUUUUGCUCCCCAUGCAGCAGGGAGUCUGUUGGUGCUACAGCAGGGCUGGGUGAAACAAUCCGGCUCCCAGACGUAGCAGGGACUCCCCUGCUUGCCCCACCCCCACAUGAUGCUCAGAAAAGCAGGUGAGGGGCUGUUUGUGU